ACUGACUUUUGUUGUGAACAGACUUUUCUGAACCCAUCGGGAAGGUCCUCUCUCUCGCGGCCAAUCGAUUUUGGAAGUUAAUAAAAUUCUAGCAAAAAAAAUUUGCUGAAAAGUGUACAAGUUUCGCCAAGUUUUCCUGUCUACGUUUAUGGUAUUAUAUGCCCGUUUUGUUUCUUUUUCUUUAGUUUCUAUUAACAGUGCUAGUUGAAAUUGUUCCGUAAAUGAAAAAAUUGCAGAAUUUUUCUAUCUGCAUUCGCAUGGUGUGCUAAGAGUGCGUAUUUGUGGUUAAUUUUUUGUCAAGCCUUUUUUUUGCGAUCCAUCUUUCAAGUGAAUACUACAACGUGUAAAAAGAGGUACAGAUAAGAAAGCCGGGAACAACGUUGGAAUUAUGGCGGAGAACGAAGAUUUAAGUAGCAGUAAUAGCAGUAGUAGCAGCAGUAGGGAGGAUAUGCACUUUUUUGAAGGAGUCGAGAAGCUGCUGGAGAUCUGGUUUGAAUCGAACUCAUCUGACAAAAAUGCCGAUCUGAGGAAGAUCCCAAGGUCCAUGUGGGAUGCACUUUUGAAAACGGUCCGAUGUGAAAUAAUCAGUUUCACUAGAAACGAACAAAUUGAUGCGUAUGUGCUAAGCGAGAGCAGCAUGUUCGUAUCGAAGCGUCGUUGGAUCUUGAAAACGUGCGGCACGACGACGCCACUACAGUGUCUGGAGCCGUUGCUGCGUCUCGCGUCGGAGAUUGCCGGCUACAGCGAGAUAGCGGAUCUGUUCUACUCGCGCAAGAACUUUAAACGACCGGAGCUGCAGGUCUCUCCUCAUCGAGGCUUCGAUGAAGAGGUGGCCUUUUUGGAUUCAUUUUUCGAGGAUGGGCGUGCCUAUAGUCUGGGUGCGAUUAAUCGUGACUGCUGGUAUCUCUACAUGUUGAGCCGCGGGGGAGGGGGCUCCGCCAAUAAGCAAUUUUUGAAUAAUAUGAAAAAUAAUAAUAACAAUAUGAUGAAUCAUUGCAAAAGCAAUAUGAUUAGCAACACUAUCCAAGCAACAAAUGUCGCGCUGACUCCGUUGGCUGACUUGAAUCUGCUUGAAUCUCUGCAGUUGCCUGAUCCAGAUCAGACCAUCGAGAUACUGAUGACUCAUCUGGACCCGAAUGUAAUGGCAAUCUUUACCAAGGACAUGUGUAAUAGUGCCAUGGAGGCAACGCAGAAAUCUGGAAUUCACAAGCUGAUUCCUGGAAUGGUCAUCGACGAUUAUCUUUUUGAUCCUUGUGGAUAUUCAAUGAAUGGAGUGUCCAAGAAUUGCGGAAAAAAUUAUAAGCAGGGAUGCUACAUGACGAUCCACAUAACACCGGAGCCGGACUUCUCAUACGUUAGCUUCGAGAGUAAUGUCGCUUCUUCCAGCUACGGUGAUUUGAUUGCACGUGUGAUUGAUACUUUUCAACCAGGAAAAUUUGUUGUAACUGUUUUCGCUAAUAAGACUUCGCCAGCCGCCAAUGCAUUCCGUGAGCUCGAGCAUCUGGGAACGAUCGAUCAGUGGAAGCGUCGCGACAUUCAAUUUUCUCGUUUUGCCAGUUACGAUUUGACUUACGCGCAAUACUGCAAAUACCCGAGCUGAGGUUUACCGUGCUUAGCCCCUGAAGGGGCUAAUCCCACAUCUACCCCCUCCCCCUUGCUACCGUUAACUUCCCCGAUAAAAUCUUCCAUUUCCUCCGUUUUCAUUAAUCGUCCUUCUCCGUUCUCCUGUUUGUCCUCUUCCAUUGCUUUGUUCCGUUUGUUCUUCAACAUUUUCCCGGUGCUGACCUCGCUGAAAUAUGCCAAGCGUUUGUGCUUUGGUGUUGUCGAUGAAGAAUUUAAUAAUAAUAAUAACAAUAAUAAUGGCCAAUUGGAUGACAUUGGGAAAUUAGAUAACGUUAUCGGUAAAUCCAAGAAGCGAUACUUCGAACAAUGGAGCACUGAAGACGAGCAUGACAACUUCGAAAAAGUCUAUAACCAAUUCAGAAAAUUGAUUGAUCUACCAACGGUUCUCUUUACAAUUAUUCUCAUUCAACUGAUUUCCUUCGUGCUGGUCCUGAACAUUGAAGAGUGCUCGCCGCUAGUCUUAUUUUCCUGGUGGCGCAACAAGAUAUCCUGAAAUUGACUACCACGUGGCAAACGAGCGGCCAGAAGUAACAGCACAUUCAGCUGUCGUCUUUUGUACUAUCCGUUCUGAUGCCUUUCCUGAUGUUCAUCCUUGUCGUUACUGUUAUUAUUUUGAUAAUAAUACAUUAUCGAUCACGAUGCGUUUUCGAUUCGCUCUGCCGUUGCGGAGCAAAGUUUUUAGUGACGAUUUAUCUGGUCCACGCAGUGGCAAUUUUUGGUUUCACAACAACCAAACAGCAGCAACCGGUGGCCAAAUACUACUGGCUAUCAUCAUAAUCGUUGCAGUAACCGUUUGCGACUCAUGUACGUCACUUUUAUCACCAUCGUUAAUUUCCUUCAAUACCAGCAAAAUAAUUAGCGGUGACUCGAUUCGCAGCCGGAACACAGUUUUAAAGAAAGAUUUAAGUAAAAACAGAAAAUCAGUAAUCACUGGUGGCAUUGGUGACUGUCGGUGGAGCGCACUUUCUCUCGAGCAAUUUAUCUACAAUCAACAGCUAGUAGCAGAUGUCGUCGUCAUACAAUAUAACCAGCACCACCGAGAGAAGCACCGCCGAAGUAGCACACUUUUUAGCACUUUAUACAUCAAAUUGGCAAACAAAAACGGUGUCAACUAUUCGCUAAAUGUCGUAGAGUUCAAUUUUAUCGUUAGGAUUGCCAUCUACAAAAUGGUUCUAGUUGAUAAUAUAAUAUUUUCCUAUCUAAUAUCAUUGGAUUUAUACUCGUAGCAAUGAAAUUCACGUUUAAUCAAUAACUUUCAAUAAGCAUAUAUGAUAACCAUUCAAAUGAAAAGCAUUUUAACAACAACAAAAAAGAAUGUCAACUAUAAUAGAAAUCAAAGGUCAACAAAAUAUUUACUUAUCACUCCUUUACCAUACAAAAACAAACAUCUCCAAACAGAAAUGAAAAUUCUUUUAUUUUUUGAAAAUGGCUGAAAUCAGCAUUAACUGUCUCGUGAAAUAUAGAAGAGUAUAAUGCAGAAAUUGCAAAGCAAAUGAAUUUAAAAAAAGAUUACAAUUACUGUUAUAAACAACAAAUUAUAAUUCUAGAAUAACAAGCAAAGCAACAAAUACCUAAACGGACAAGAGUAUAAAUCUAACCUAGUUAAUAAGAUUACUGCAGCCAUGAUGUAACAGAAAUGCGAUAUGAAAAAAAUGAGGGUCUAAAGAGAAAUUAAACGCAUAAGAUUGAGUACAUUGCUGAUGAAAAAAAAUUAAGGGCAAAAUACUGAUAGGUAAUUAUGUAAUGAAAUGUUUAUUUGAUCAUUGAAUCUGUUACAUAGUAGUAUCUAAAUAAACAGGAAAAUAAAGCAAAGCUAAACAGUUCAAUUCCUGCUUUCUAUUUCUCAUUAAACAUUAAGAGUGGUCUGUUAGACGAUUUGGCAUGAUUUGACAAUUGUGCAAAGUAUGGUGCAAUGGUUCGAUUAGCGAACUGUGUCGUUUCUGAGAGCAGUGAUAAAUACGUCGAAUCGUUAAAGAAAUGAUUCGAGUUUGCUUUAUGCUUAGAAUAUUUGACAUUCAUUUGAAAUAUAUAAUUUUCAAAUUCCGUGAAGGCCAGUUAUGAUUAGGUGCUAAGUGAUGUUUUUUAAUUGCAUCGGAAAAUCCAUGUUUAUUACAUUUAUUUCAAUAAAGCUAUUUAAGUUGGUGAGCGGGUCA
This is a messenger RNA of Sabethes cyaneus, 3776 nucleotides long. It is a transcript of the gene SamDC, whose product is annotated as S-adenosylmethionine decarboxylase proenzyme. Bases 389 to 1600 code for a protein of 403 amino acids. Gene Ontology annotation, cellular component: cytosol. The record is from RefSeq and is a predicted model, not a curated record. Gene Ontology annotation, molecular function: adenosylmethionine decarboxylase activity. Gene Ontology annotation, biological process: spermine biosynthetic process; spermidine biosynthetic process. The transcript is spliced from 7 exons. NCBI's taxonomy places the organism in Eukaryota, Metazoa, Arthropoda, Insecta, Diptera, Culicidae.